Molecule: messenger RNA, 2157 nt
Organism: Closterium sp. Yama58-4
Lineage: Eukaryota; Viridiplantae; Streptophyta; Zygnematophyceae; Desmidiales; Closteriaceae
Source: the annotation of a GenBank genome assembly
AUGACGAGCGGGAGAUUGAGCCACGCGCGCCACGCACAUGACGAGCGGGAGAUCGAGAUAGGCGCGCCAACCGGCGUGAGCCACGUCACACACGUCACCUUCGACCGCUUCCAGGGCUUCCUCGGCCUCCCGGACGAUUUCCACGGAGAAUUGCCUGCUCGAGCCCCCAGCGCGAGUCGGACUGUGUUUGGGGUGCGGCCAGAGACGCUGCAGUGUUCACACGAUUUGGAGGGCAACCAGGUGCCGGACAUUCUGCUGCAGCUGCAGGCGCUGCUCUACGGCAAGAACGGGCUGCAGACGGAGGGCAUAUUUCGAGUGGCUGCGCAGAACGACCAUGAGGACUGGAUCCGAGAGCAGGUCAACCUGGGUCUUGUGCCGCGCAACAUCGACGUACAUGCCAUUGCAGGCCUCAUCAAGGCAUGGUUCCGCGAGUUACCAGAAGGCUUAUUGGACCGGCUCAAACCGGAGAAAGUAGCGGCGGCGGAGAGGGAGGAGCAGAUGCUGGCGCUGGUGGCCACACUGCCCGCCCUGCAGGCCGGCAUGCUGGACUGGGCGGUGGGGCUCAUGGCGGAUGUGGUGCUGCACGAGGCCAGCAACAAGAUGAACGCGCAUAACAUCGCUGUUGUCUUUGCUCCUAACAUGACCCAGAUUGUCGACCCUCUCAUCGGCUUCCAGCACGUCAUCAAGCUCAUGGACCUGCUCCGAGCGCUCGUGCAGCGCAAGCUCAAGCAGCGGCUCGACAACCCCCCUCCGCCUGCCGCUGCUCUCACGGACCAACCAGCACAGGACGGGGCGGAGGAUGGGGAGAGGGAGGAGGAAAGGGAGGAGGAGGGGCAGGUGCAGAGCGGUUCAGGCAACCCUGGUAGCUUUCUGGGGAAUGGUUUACAGCAUGAAGAGAACAGGGAGCAUGAGGAGGAAAGGGAGGAGGAGGAGGAAAGAGGGGAGGUAGAGGAGGGGCUGUAUUCAGAUGAGUGUACAACCCCUCUGCCUGAGGACGACCCCCACACGCCCAUUGCCAGACCUCUUGUUCCCGAGCCUCUCCUUGCCGAGCCUCUCAUUCCCGGACCUCGUGGCGAGCCUCCUGCCAAUGUGUCUCGCUCUGCUAGCUCUGACGCGACUGUUGGAGCUGGCACCACUAGCAGUGACGUGACACCCACCCUUUCCUCCACCAGUGGUGGCCUCACACCCACCGCUCCCCUCACGCCCACGCCUCCCCUCACUCCCACGCCUCCCUCCCGUCCGCUCAAAGACCCUGCCUCCCAUUCCUCGUCCCCCCUGCGCUCGCCUCUGCUGGGGCGCAGACGAGGGUACCGGGAAAAGAAGCCAUCCCCGGGGAAGCAGCAGCAGCAAGCAGUGCUGGCGUCGGCAUCAGCACCACCAUCAGCAGCAGCUGGGGCAGCGGGCGAGUGUGCCCCAGCGUUGACCCCCCGGUCAGGGUUUGGUGCUGUUCCCCCAGGCACACCCCCUUCGGAGCCCCAUCAAAACCCUGCUGUGACUCCCCGGUCGUUCCUCUCCCGGCAGUUCCCAGGAGGGUCGGGGUUUGGUGCCGUUCCCGGCACGCCUCCGCCUCAUUCCCCCCGCCUCUUCCCCCUCUCGCCGCGGAAUUUCUUUAGAAAACACAAGGACCUAGGAGCCGCGGGGGGGAACAUUGAAGAGGGGGCGUUUCCGGAGACAGGUGGUGUGGUUGGUGGAGAUGGGGAGGGAAGGGUGUGUGCUGUUUCCCAAGCUUGUUCUAUCCCUCAAGUUGGUGCUGUUUCUCAAGCUGGUUCUGCCCCUCGCGUGUCCGUGGAUGUGGUGACUCACGGCAUGGCCUCUCCGACUGCAGCACUCGGGUCAAGCUCUGGGGCAGGAGGAGGGGAAAGAGGAGGAGGAGGAGCAGGAGGAGGAGGAGGAGGAGGAGGAGGAGGAGGAGGAGAGGAGGAGGAGGAGGAGGAGGAGGAGGAGGAGGAGGAGGAGGAGGAGGAGGAGGAGGAGGAGGAGGAGGAGGAGGAGGAGGAGGAGGAGGAGGAGGAGGAGGAGGAGGAGGAGGAGGAGGAGGAGGAGGAGCAGGAGGAGGAGGAGGAGCAGGAGGAGGAGGAGGAGCAGGAGGAGGAGGAGGAGCAGGAGGAGGAGGAGGAGCAGGAGGAGGAGGAGGAGGAGGAGGAGUGGGAAGGGUGA